Mizuhopecten yessoensis (Yesso scallop) is the source of this 2905-nucleotide messenger RNA. RefSeq lists its product as uncharacterized. NCBI's taxonomy places the organism in Eukaryota, Metazoa, Mollusca, Bivalvia, Pectinida, Pectinidae. The transcript has 3 exons. The record is from RefSeq and is a predicted model, not a curated record. Bases 373 to 1287 code for a protein of 304 amino acids.
CCUGUUAGCUAAGAAGGCUAUUGUCACAUAGCUCGCUAAAUCCUCUCAGAAUGAGACCAAAUUCAUGAGAAAAUAUGUGGUAUAUUUCUUACAGAUUGAAGAACAAAGUCAUAAAAUGUCUAUCUCCGCGAAUACGUCAGUGACUAAAACAUUGCGUGUGUAUUUAUAUUACUGUCAUAGCAACGAGCCAUUUGUAUGCAUAUGGCAGAAUAACUGAGGAAGGUUAAGGACAUAUGAACUCUUCAUUUGUCGCUAGCUAAGAGGUGAGAAAAAUCUUGAAAAAGAGCAACAGACAAUGCUACAAAACGUGUUUAAAUAACAUUCGAAAGGAUAUCGAGUUGACAUAGAGACAUCGCCGGAAGACCUGUAAACAUGGCGAAAACACCUGUCAUCGUUGCUUCAGUGGCGAUAGCGGUGUUGUUUCUGAUGGAGGUAGUUGGACUGGCGACACCACACUGGAUGAAUAUCAAAGGCUUGGAACUACAUUUCGGCGUAUUCCAAAUAUGUUUGUCGAAAAUAUGUUUCAACUUUAUCGGUUAUAUGGGAUUUUCAAUACAUUACCUAGGAUUUGCUGCAUGCCAGACCAUCGGAAGUAUCCUAAUGCUUGUAACAUCGAUUUCAGGCAUAGUUGGCGCUACUAACAGCAAAAAACCAGAGAAGUUCAUCGUAAAAAAUCUUGCGGCAUUGUCUUUCACAGCAGCUUUCUUCAUCUUGGCGUCGGUGACCUGGUUCGCUUUGUCGUUUUACAAUAACAUUGAUGCCCUGUACAGUUUGUAUACGUCUGAACCCGUCACUUUGGGGUAUUCCUUCGUCCUGUCCACCGUAAGCGGCAUCGGUAUGUUAGUGCUAGCCAUCGUCUGCUGUGUCAUCGCCCAGAACAUGUCUCCACCCCCAGUGAUCGCCCAAGCCCCUCAACCAGGUGGUCAACCCAUGGUCGUUAUGGCAACAACCAACCAGCAAAUCAUGUAUCAACAUCCGAUCGGCCAUCAACCAAUCACAACUCAACUUCAAGGACAACCCUACGGACACCAGCCAAUCGCUGCUCAACCAAUAGGCUACGGACAAGGAAAUUUCACAAUGCAACCAGCUUAUCUCGGCAAUCAGGUAGUUGGUCCACCACUCGGACAACCUGGAUACGGCCCUACGGGUGGUGCUCCACCUGGAAGUCCGCCUGAAUACCUGCCCCCUCCGGCAUAUAGCGGUCAGCCUUCGGCCAGCGGAAACUACGGUCCUCCUGCUCCAAAUCCUGCCUUACCUGGAAGUUUGAAUGAAAAGCCGCCUUUGUAAUAAAUGAGCAAUCAGUCGUAUAUGCAUAAAUAGAUAUUUUUGGAACAGUCAAAUGACUGUUGUUUUUAAAUUGGUGCAAGUACCUGUUUUAGCAACAAAAGUUCAGAUUUAUUCUCUUGGAUACAAAACAACUAAAGUGGUACAGACAUUUAUAUGAUUGUGCAACCUCAGUUGCUAUGUAGUACCACCUGGUCGUACUUACAUCUCUUCAUUGCUCUGACAAUUCUUCUGUUACAUCAUUCGUGUAUCUGUAAGCAUCUUAAUAUAAAUGUCAGUCAAACUCUAAAUAUAGUAAUGUAUUGAUGUUUAUCAAACACGAACAUGUUUCAAGCAAUAUGUAUCUUUAAAAUCUUGCGAACACACAUGACUUCCAAAGAAGCGGGUUGAUAAUAUUAUGGAUAAAUUUAUGGCCGUCAUCGUGAUCUCAAUUGCUAAAUUCUAAUUAUUUGUGUGGUGUAAAGGCUGAUGUUUUUUAUGUUAAUAAGCAUGUAUUGUUGUUUCGUGGUCUCUUCCUAGGUUCUUGCCAUGAUGACGCAAUGAUACUUUGAUUUGAUUAAGAUGGCGGGCGUCGUUGAUGAAGCAGAAGACGCUUACCCUUCUGGAACGUCUGGUCUUAUUGUCUUCGUCGUUUGCCAGGUCUUCAUGUAAAUCUUCAUUUAGCUCAAAUUUUGCCGUAGUUUUAUAGUUUUAACAGUUUAAGAGUUUCACGGUUUUAUUGACUCUUCGGUAUUGUCUUGGUUAUUUUUGUUUUGUUUUCCAAAGUGAAUACCGGUUUACAUUUAUAUACGGUGAUUAAAGGAAUAUGGUUACUUAGUCAGAACAAUAGACAGAACAUGUAAAACAUCUUGUUGUCUGGACUGUUACUUAAGUUUAAUUUCUCACAUGUAUAAAACACCAUUAGGUGACUUGAUAGCAGAGAACCUAUAUAGACGGAUGGAGAUCUUUGUAGAUAUGUUGGUAAGGCAGUUUCACUCUUCGUGAUAUGCAUUUUCUUUUCGUAUUAUGACACAUGAUACUAAUAAAACAGUGAAUUGUGUUCACUAUACAAAACACAGGUCGACAGUUCUGAAAGUUUAUCACAUGUGAGAUUGAAAAUAAAUAGGCACUUCCUGUUAUGUAUCAUUGCAACAUAGAAUCGACUCCAGCACAGUUUGAUGUAUGACCGAUCAGUAUAAUUCCAAAACUUAUCAAUAACAUGUUGAAUAUUAUCACGUACAACAAAUGUGCCAUAUCUUUACUGUGGAACUGUUGUUGGAAAUUGUUAUUUGCCCCAAUAUUGCAUUUGACCUAGUUUCAUUUAAUAAAUAUUCGUUUUAAUUUUCCGUAAAGGAAACACUUGUAGACAAAAUUGAGAUCUUUGAAUGCCGAUGAUGUCGCGUAGCAACGGUGCAGCAUAGACAAUUUCGCGAUCUUUGUAUGGCAAUGAUGCUGCGUAGACAACAUCGAGGUUUUUGUAUGGCAAUGAUGCUGCGUAGACAACAUCGAGGUUUUUGUAUGGUAAUGAUUCUGCGCAGACAACAUCAAUAGACGUACAUGGCACUGAUGUGUCUGUUAAAUAUGAUAAAUAUUUGUUAAAUGCUGUGAUAUAUGUAUGUUGUAUAAUAAAAUAAUAGAUGUA